AUGGCUCUGGAGUUUGCGCACGAGAAAGACGAGGAGCUCAAGUCGGAGCGGGCACGGAGACAGCGGGCCGAGCAGGAGAAGCAAGCCAUUGGGCGAGAGAAGGAGUCGGCGGUGGCGGGACAGCGCCAGGCGGAAGAGAAAACCCGGGGCGGCGCCAACGACGCGUCCGCAAUCGGUGGCGAGCAGCGACAAACAGCAACGGCCCGAACGGCACGCCAGGACUCGCACGGCGUGGCGUUUACGGCCGCUUCUGCACCGGCGUCGGCAGAUAUGCCGCCGCCGCCACCGCCGCCGCCUUUGACGCUAUCCGAACCGGUCGACCGGCCGUGUUCCGGCCCCCUCCGCUCAGCCUUGCUAGAGACCCGAGCGCAUUUUCCGCGGUCCCGUAUCACCAUCUUCCCGGCAUGUGUUCGAACCCCCAGGUCGGGGGAGGACGACGGCAGCAGCAGCAGCAGCAGCAGCAGCAGCAGCAGCAGCAGCUGUAGGGAUGAAAAUGGCUGCGGGAGCGAGUUGUGCCGGGCGUGGCAGCGGCAAUGGAAAGCCUGGUGCGAGUCGACGGGCGCUCGGGUGUUCCUCGGCCAUGGCGUUUCUGCAGCGAUUGAGGCUGGGCCGGUUCUAGACGCCGGGCUAUUGUGGCGGGGGCCUGUCGUAGCCGGGGCGACAAGAACGCCAGUCUCAGCAUCGGUGCCGCCCUCGACAACAACAACAACAACAACAACAACAACAACAACAACAGCGGCCAAGGUGCCUCCACGGACUAGCUCAGGCACCUCCUACUCGGCGGCUACCCUCCAUAACUCAAACCAUCCGCAGCCAGCUCGCGCGAUCCCGGUUUUCCCCUCCUUGGAUGGGUUCGCCCUGCGACUAGCGGCGGCCUCAGUUGCUCCCUCGGCUUCGGCGCCAGUAGAAGGCGCCCCUCGCGGUGCAGCAGCUGGCGGUGGUCCUGCCGCCACGGUGGCGCGGGGGGCGUCGAGCACGCUCGGCCGCGCGCCGGCGCUGCGGUUAGCGCGGGUGAUCUCGCCGGUGGAGGUGGCUCGCGCGUGCCACCUUCUCGCAGACGGAGGCCUGGCGCCGGCCCUCGAGCUGUUCGUGGAAGACGACGAGAGGUGCCGGGGGAGCGCCGAGUUUUUGAGGAGGUGGGCGGUGGACGGGCGAGGGCUACUCUUGGUCACGGGAGCGGCGGCGGCGCAGGCUACGGGCGGGGUUCGCGGUGGGCGGGCAGAAGUGGGAAAGGGGGGCAUGGACGAAGGGUUAGCGAUGGCGUGCUUUCCUCACCACCGUCGCCGUAAUCGCCGCCUGCCUCGGGAGCUAGCCGGCAGCAGAGGACAUGCCGAUGUUGGGGCCGUUGAGGAGGACGAAGGCCGGGACGAGACGGCGCCGGUGUGGAGCGUCACGCUGUUUCGAAAAGCGUCGGAGUUCUCCGAAGUGGCGGUGUCGGCGCUCGUCGGCGAGACCGGCGGCGACCGCUGUAUGGAUAGCGGUCUCGUCUCUCGCCUUGCAUGGGGAGGCUCAGGCUCAGGCUCAGUGCUGAUGCGGAUGACAACGGGGCCGAGUCAUGCAAGCCCUCCAUCGGAUCCAGUGGAGGAAAAGGAAGAUACGGGAGAGACUCCGGCUACUUCCUCCGUCGUGGCGUCCCUACCUGUCUACACGCCUGCUUCUCUGAUCUCUCAACAGUCUCGCCUUUUCUUUCCACCGCAAGAAGCGUUGUCAGCCAAACCAGACGGCGCAACGACACCGCCACCUUUGACACCGGCCGGUGCUUCCACCAGUAGCAGGAGCAGCAGCAGGAAGAGGCGGCGAUCGGCUGCGCCAACCGUCGUUGGCAGCACUAUCCCCCGCGCGAGCAAACGCCGAGCACCCGGAGAGGAGGCUCUUGGAGCGGAGGCAUCGUGUUUGUCGUCGUCUUCGCCCAGAGAAGGAGGCGGUCGCCGGCGGUCGAGUCGCAUCGUGGGAGCAUUGGCAGUGGCAGAAAUGAACAACCAACUUUCGGAGCUGCAGGAGAAAUCUGCGGCCGCGGCAGCAGAAGGCAGGCGGCGACGGAGAACGAAGGAGUCGGCGUCAAGCGAAGCGCGUAGUGCUUACAGAGGAGGCAACGGCCGUGGCGCGGGGUGCAAGGGAGAGGAAGGCAAGCGAGUGGAACUCCCGCUUGAGGCCAAAGUUGAACCGUCCGAGAUGACGAUGAUGCCCGCGGUGAAGCCGGAAGCGUCAGCAGCAGCAGCAGCAGCAGCAGCAGCAGCAAAAGAACACAGCGCGCUAAAUGCCGUGAUGGAUGCAUGGGCUGCUCAGCUCCCGACGGCAUCUUGCCAGGGGCGAAGUUGUCGCGGUUAUCCUGCCGAAGGAGAAGAAGCAGGUGUUAAACGACGAUGUGGGGGAAGAGGACGGAAACGCGGACCGCUACCAGGAGAUACCGGCGUGCCGGGCGGCGAUGAAGGCCACGGGCCGUUUUUUUUUCCUUUCUCUUCCCUCGCAUUCGCUCUGUACGGGACCUUCGGGGGUUGGGGGGACGGGGAAGCCAGCGCAGCCGUGGACGGCGGGUUCCGGCGUCGUUUCUGGGCAGAAGAAUGCCUCCUUCCGGACGGCGGCGGCGGCGGCGGCCGUGGUACUUCCUUUUCUUCCGGACGUGCGAUGUUUCCCGGUGGGUCUGGUAGCCGCAACGGUUACACAAGCGCGUCUUCCAAGGCGGCCCCUACCCCUACACUCAGCGGGGCCGCUGGUGUGUCGGGCGGGGAAUGGGGCGAGGGAAGGUCCAGGAAACACAACGACGGUGGUCAUGGUGACGGCGAGAAUGAUCGCGGUGUUGGCGGCGUGUCGGGGUGUGCCGCCGCCACCGCCCGGGCUUCCGGCACAACCGGCUACAAGAGCGGCAGCGGCAACAGCGGCGGCGGGUCCGGGGUUGCAGCGGCAGCCCCGCCGUCGCCUCCGAGGCGAACGCUGUCCACCGCCGAACAGGCCCUCGUGAACGCCGGGCAGCAGCAGCGGGCUCGCGCAAAAGAGCGGCGGGUGGUCGCGAGAGAGCAGCGGGCACGCAUGAAUCGUCCCCGCCCCCGCCCUCGCCCUCCCGGCGGCGGCGGCGGCGGCGGCGGCGGCGUCGGUGCCGGCGGCGGUGGGUCAUUGGUGUCAUCGCCGUCGUCGUUAUCUUCGUGGGCGACGGGAGUUAUCGACGGGGGCAGCAACGGCGGGAAUUUUCAACGCAGCAGCGGUCCCUCCUCCGUCGGACCAUCUUCGCGUUCUCUCGGCAUGGUGGGCCGUUCGGGCUCGAUGGGGUCUAAGCUUUCACGCGGGAGCCUUAUUCUGGGCCGUUCAGUGGCGGGGGGUUUCGGUGUUGGGGGAUCUUCUUCCGUCGCCGGCGCGGGCGGCGGUGAAGGGAGCGGUGGUGCAGGGGCGGGAGGAGGAGCUGCUGGUGGUCAUGCUAGGGUUGGUGUUGUCGCCCCUGCUGGUGAGGCUGGUGUUGGGGUGCAGCAAGAGUCGACGACGGCGGGGACGACGACGCGGCGGGGAGAGAAGAGCAUCGCCUCCGCGACGGUGGGCUGGGGUGCCGGGCGCGCGGGGAGACGUGGCAACCACCGCGAGAGACCCAAAUCGUUCGCGUCUCCGUCUUCUUGUCCUUCGAUUUCGCCGGCGGUGGUCGGGCUUGCGGCGGCGGCCGUUGGCGGGACCAGCCGCCGGGCAAAGCGAGCCAUCCUCCAGGACCCACCGCCUGCAACGGUUCCGCCACCAACGACUUCAGCAGAGCCAGCAGAACGGGCAACAGCGGGAGGGACGGAGGGGGCGGGCGGUAGGUCGAUGGCGGCGGGCCCAGGUCAUGGCGCAGACAGCGAGGGACGUUCCAGAGCUGGCGGAGCUGGGUUUGCGGGUGCCGGCGCCGCAGACAGUGUUGACCUUAGUGCGGGUGCUAGCGCGGGCGCUGGAGAUGCGGCAGGUGCUGGCGACGCCGGGUUCAGGCGGGUAAUGGAGCGCGCGAUGCUCGCCGCUAUUGCAUCGCAACUGGGCCUGGCUGAGGACAACCCAUGCGUGCUAGCAGUUUUCGAGAGGGAGAGUCGACUCAUGGGUGGUGGUGGCGGUGGCGGCGGCGGCGAGGUGGAGGAAUGAACGUGAACUUCGUUUUUGUUUGUCCACCCGCGGGCCACGACGGUGAAGUAUUUUUAAUAAAAGUUUUACGAGGGCCGCAACGUGAACAGGAUUCGGAGGGAAAUGGGAGAGGAGAGCCGGAUCAUCAGCUUGAUUAAUUCAUGAGCUUUUGACUCCGUGUGUGCCCCCAGCGCAAUCUACAAGCGUUGGAACGGGGUGGUGUCGUUGACGAUGUUUUUGCGGCCUACGAGGGUAGGGUAAGAUGUUGUCGCUGAAACAUCGUGAAGAGAGCCUUAUGAGGGUAGGGUAAGAUACACAAAUCACUUGAGUUGAGUAUUGAUUUCUGUCACACUUGAUCUAAGUAGGGAAAUUUCGGACAAUAUUUCGUUGUUGCUUUUUUCGGGACUGCGCUGGCUGAA
Molecule: messenger RNA, 4487 nt
Organism: Ectocarpus sp. CCAP 1310/34
Lineage: Eukaryota; Phaeophyceae; Ectocarpales; Ectocarpaceae
Source: the annotation of a GenBank genome assembly